Acanthamoeba castellanii str. Neff is the source of this 3927-nucleotide messenger RNA. Its product is annotated as shikimate kinase. The coding region runs from base 1 to 3927 and encodes 1308 amino acids. The transcript is spliced from 18 exons. Gene Ontology annotation, molecular function: 3-dehydroquinate dehydratase activity; 3-dehydroquinate synthase activity; 3-phosphoshikimate 1-carboxyvinyltransferase activity. Gene Ontology annotation, cellular component: cytoplasm. Lineage: Eukaryota; Discosea; Longamoebia; Acanthamoebidae. The record is from RefSeq and is a predicted model, not a curated record. Gene Ontology annotation, biological process: chorismate biosynthetic process; aromatic amino acid biosynthetic process.
AUGCAGAAGAAGGGAGGGGAUUUCGUUGUGGAGGAUGUGCCGGUGGAGCGGGUGGAGGGAGGCAAGGAGCCGAUCGUUAUCGGCAACGAGAUCCUGCGCAAGGGCUGGAUCGCGCGCGACAUCCGCGAGCGAGUGCCCAAGGCGGUGAAGUUCGUCAUCAUCACCGACUCGAACGUGUUCGGGCUCUACGGUCAGACCUUCAUCUCGACCUUCGAGCAGGUGCUCCACAUCAAGCCCUUUGUCAAAGUGCUGCCACCGGGCGAGGAGACCAAGAGCCGGCAGGUCAAGGAGGAGAUCGAAGAUUUCAUGCUCGCCAAGGCUUGCAAUCGCGACACCUGCGUGGUCGCCCUGGGUGGUGGUGUCAUUGGCGAUCUCGCUGGAUUCGUGGCUGCCACCUACCUCCGAGGGGUGCCUUUCGUGCAAGUACCAACCACCCUCCUGGCCAUGGUGGACUCUUCGAUCGGCGGCAAGACUGGACUCAACCCGCCAGCGGGCAAGAACCUCGUGGGCGCGUUCCACCACCCCAAGGCAGUCUACAUCGAUCUGUCGCUCCUCAAAACUCUUCCCCAGCGCGAGUUCUGUAACGGCCUUGCCGAGGUCAUCAAGUCUGGAGUGAUCAGGGACCCCGAGCUGUUCGAAUUGCUGGAGACCAACGUGGACGGCAUCCUCAACAACAGGGAGGAGCGUUUGCUUCGGGAGAUCGUGCACCGAUCGGCCAAGAUGAAGGCCGAGGUGGUCAUGAUGGACGCCAACGAAAACGGCAUCCGUUGCAUCCUCAACUACGGACACACGAUCGGCCAUGCCAUCGAGGCCUUUGCCUUCCCGCUCCUUCUGCACGGAGAGUGCGUGUCGAUUGGCAUGGUGCUCGAGAGCAAGCUGGCACAGAAGAUGAACCACCUCAAGAACCUCAACUUCAUUGGCCGGCUGACGCGAUGCCUGCAGGCCUACAAGCUCCCCGUCGUGGUCCCCAAACCGAAGAAACAACAGGGCGGCGAUCAGGGCAAGCGAAAGGAGGGAACGCUCGAAUUCACGCCGGAAGACCUGAUCAACAAGAUGCUCAUCGACAAGAAGAACGCCAACAGCAACAUCCGAUGCGUGAUCGUCAAGGACUUCGGCGAUGUGUUCGAACACCCCGUCGUUGUUGACAAGGACACGCUCAGGUUUGUGCUUUUGCCCUCCGUGGCGGUGGAGCCCACCCAGAGCGGCGUGAGCGGCGUGAUCACCGUGCCCGGCUCCAAGUCGAUCUCCAACCGCGUGUUGACUCUUGCCGCCCUGGGCGAAGGCGAAUGUCACAUCAAGGGGCUUCUCUCGGCCGACGACACGGACGUGAUGCUCGCCGCGCUUCGACGACUCGGUGUCCAGUACAAGUGGCUCGACCAAGGCCUCACGCUGUACAUCAAGGGCAGCGGAGGACAGCUGCAGCCGCCGAAGGAGCCCGAGAUCCCAUUCUUCCUGGGCAACGCCGGCACGGCGUCGCGCUUCCUGACCACCAUGUGCACCCUCGUCACCCCGCCGGCUGGCUCGACGGAAAAGGUGUCGACGAUCUUGACGGGGGUCGACAGGCUCAAGGAGCGGCCCAUCAGCGAUCUCGUGGAGGCGCUGCGGGAGAACGGCUGCGUCAUCAACUACCUCGAGAAGGAGGGCUACUUCCCCAUCGAAGUGGUCGGUGGUAAGGGGCUGAACGGUGGUGUGAUCAACCUCUCGGCCAAGCUUAGCAGCCAGUACGUGUCCUCCAUCCUUCUCUCGGCCCCGUACGCGCUCAACGACGUCGACCUGCAGAUCAAAGGUGAGGCCGUUUCGCAGCCGUUCAUCGAGAUGACCAUCAAGGUGAUGCAGCAGUUCGGCGUCAAGGUCGUCGACACCUCCAAGGAGGACAAGAUCUCCUGGUUCAUCCCCCGCGGCGUUUACCACAAUCCCAAGGAUUUCGUCGUCGAGCCCGACGCGUCGUCUGCUUCGUACCCUCUCGCGCUGGCGGCCAUCACCGGCGGCGAGAUCACUGUGGACAACAUCGGCUCGUCGAGCGUGCAGGGCGACGCCCAGUUCUACACGGUCAUGGAGAAGAUGGGCUGCACAGUCAACCAGACCACCACCUCCACCACCGUGAAGGGUCCGGCGCGCGGUGGCCUGAAGGCCGUCGACAUCGACAUGUCAUCCAUGACCGACACCUUCAUGACCGUCGCAGUCCUCGCCGCCGUCGCCACCGGCACGUCGCGUAUUUACAACAUCGCCAACCAGCGCGUCAAGGAGUGUAAUCGCAUUGCGGCGAUGGUGAAAGAACUCGGGAAGUGCGGCGUGACCGCUCGCGAGCUCGAAGACGGUCUGGAGAUUGACGGUUGCGGCGGGGACAUCUCCAAGCUGCACGGCGCCAGCAUCGAAUGCUACAGGGAUCACCGAAUUGCCAUGAGCUUCGGCGUGUUCGGAACGGUGGUGCCGGGCAUCCUCAUCACCGACAAGGAGUGCGUCGACAAGACCUACCCGGACUUCUGGUACGACCUCGAGUUCCGCUUCGGCGUCCGCCUGUCCGUGCCCUCUACCGAGAACGAACAGCAAAAGCCCGCCACCGCCGCCGCCGAGGCGCCGGUUGCCGAGCAGCCCGGCCCGGACGGCGACGACCGGUCGGUGGUGCUGGUGGGCAUGCGCGGGUCGGGCAAGAGCACGAUGGGCUCGGCCCUCGCCGCGGGCCUGGGCUGGAAGUUCAUCGACAUCGACGUCGAGUUUGAGGCCUUUGCGGGCGAGAAGAUCCGGUCCUUCGUCGACGCGCACGGCUGGCCGGCCUUCCGGGCCAAGGAGGAGGAGCUCGUGCGCCAGGUGGUCGGGGCUCACCCGCAGCGGACCGUCAUCUCCACCGGCGGAGGCAUCGUCGAGACCCCGACCGCUUUCGAGUACCUCCUCGCCAAGAAGAAGGAUGUGAUCAUUGUGCAACUGCGGCGCAAUGUGGAGGACGUGAUCGAGUACCUCAGUGCGGACGUGAGCCGAGCCGACCUGGGCGAGGAGACGCGCAAGAUCUGGGAGCGGAGGAGGCCCCUCUACGAGCAGGUGUCCGACCACGAGUUCUACAUCGGCCGGGGCGAGCGCGACUGGGCGGCGGCCGAGCGCGACCUGGUCGACCUGGUCCAGCGCGUGCGGCGGGGCGACCGCGCGCCGCUGCCGCUGCCGGGCCUCGACCGCGACACGGGCGAGAGCUACUUCCUGUCGCUCACCACCCCGCGCGUCGAGGAGUGCCUGCCCUUCGCCGACGAGCUCUUCGCCGACGUCGACCUGAUCGAGAUGCGCGUCGACCUCAUGGAGAGCCAGGACGAGGACUUUCUGCGCGAGCAGACCGCGCUCCUGCGGCGCCGCACGGCCAAGCCGCUGCUGUUCACUCUCCGCACCCGCGACCAGGGCGGCCGCUACGACGAGACCGGGCGCGCCGACGAGAUCGUGCGGCUGUUCGGGCUGGCCCUGCGCCUGGGCGUCGAGUUCAUCGACCUGGAGAUCACCCUCCAGCCCGAGAUCGUGUCAGCCGUGCUCGAUAAGCGCCGGGCGCUGGGCGGCGCCACGCGGGUCAUCGCCUCCUACCACCAGUUCAACGACCCGGUCAAGAGCGAAGAGGACGUGGUGCGCGUUCUGCAGCGAUGCCACGCGCUCGGCCAGACCGGCGCAUUGUCGGCGUCGUCGCUGGUCGACGUGGUCAAGGUGGUGAUCUUCGCCUUUGCCGACGGCGACGUGUGGACGCUGCGCAACGGCGUGAAGCGCGCGCAGGAGACGGUGGCCCACCUCCAGGGCUUCCCGACGAUCGCCCUGGCCGCCGGGGAGAAGGGCAAGCUCUCGCGCGUCAUGAACAAGUUCCUCACCCCAGUCACCCACCCGCUGCUGCCCGCCAAGGCCGCCCCUGGCCAACUGUCGGUGAAGGAGAUCAAGUCCGUCCGUGGCCUCCUCGACAUGUAA